Molecule: messenger RNA, 936 nt
Organism: Pisolithus orientalis
Lineage: Eukaryota; Fungi; Basidiomycota; Agaricomycetes; Boletales; Pisolithaceae
Exons: 4
Coding region: 120-833 (237 amino acids)
Source: RefSeq, a predicted model, not a curated record
GCAAACCAGUUCAAAACUACUCACAGACAUCUCAUUCUGUCCACGUUUGUUACGAACAAGGUGGAUCAUCGUACAUACGUCCUGCAUUGCGUCUGCGUCGCCCAUCUCCUGCUCCCAAGAUGCUCACUGCUGGUUCAUUCUACCCGGUAUCUCCAACGUCUACGAGGAAACCUGCUGCCAAACGACGAAAGCUUAACACCACGAGUUCCGUGCCUCAUGUGGAACCCGACACCGCUACAAAGAAGAGCCCUACUGGGUUAGGGUGCUCUUCUCACAUGACCAUUCUCACUUGUGGAGGCAACCCACCUUUCUCUCGCUCAUCUAAACUUUCUUGUUCGACAUGCCAUAGAGCAUUGCCGACUGUGCGUCCUGACGGGUCUGCCAUGGUAUGCUCAAGAUGUUUGGAGCCGACCUGUAACAUUUGCUCACGAACAUGCACGUCCUAUACACGACCUUCUUCGUUCCCGCCAACUCCAGCAUUAACGCGAUCGCCGACACCAUCUACGAGCCAUGGGAUCAGUCCGUCCAAUUCUUGCUUUGCUUCGCCCAGACGAGUAGCAUUAACACCAGGCUGGUCUGCCGUGAACUGCGAAAACACAGCUACUACCAUCCCUUCAGUCAAGCGCAAGAAGGCACCUAGUGACCCAGACCACGGUGAUAUCGGUAUCACGUUUUGCGAUCAGCAAUCCGAUAAUCCUCUAUGUGAGGUCAUCGAUGACAGCACUGUAUCAGUAGUGGUUCCAGGAUGUGGACGCUCUAUAUGUCGAACAUGCUGUGUCGAGAGCGUGGCAAAUGACGGAACCCUAUGCAUGGAUUGUUAUGCAUUGGUGUGACACGUCCUAUUAGAACUCUUUGUCUCGGAAGGGCUUCCCUGUUUUGUUCUUUGUCCUGCAAUCAUGUUUCAUUACGGAACCUUGCACAUACUCAUCUCACAUU